AUGGAAGUUAAUACUGAUGAUAGCGGAUUCGCUGCUGGCUCGACUUUGUAUCACCGGGGUUCAAGAGACGGCGAAUACCUGCUUAUGAACAACUUACCCACAAACCAUGACGAAAUUAACGGAGAUAAUAACAAUCAUGUUGAUGAUUCCUGCACGAUAGCUCUGCGUGAGGCUGAGCCUAAGGAUACCACUGCUUCGCCCAAAAAAAUCAGGAGGAAGGACAAACUACUCCACAUCAAUGUUUGUGGCUCGGUUUACAUCACUCGAGAAUCAACUCUGGCCUACUUCCCUGAAACUCUCCUCGGCUCCUCGGAGAGAGAAGACUUUUUUCAUCCUGAAAUAGGAAUGUACUAUUUCAACAGGAAUAGGUCAAUGUUUGACGCCAUAUUGUAUUUUUACCAAUCUAAAGGAGUUUUUAAGCCUCCGACGAAUAUUGAUGAGGAUAUUGUCAAUACUGAGUUGGAGUUCUACAAGAUUUCUUUAGAUGAUAUUUUUGGGGCCGUUGAGGAGGCCAUCAAGAAGAAAUACGUUCCGACCACCUUAAAGCAAAAGAUCCGAGAGUUCAUGAACAACCCACACUACUCAAAAGGAGCAUGUGUUUGGGCGGUGGUGGAUAUCAUUUUCAUCUGUAUCUCCCUGACUCUCCUGGUGAUGGAAACUAUCCCUGAAAUUGUGAUCUACUUUACUGAUAACAAGGAGCCUCUUUACAUGUUCUUCCUUGUUCUAGAUACUCUUGUCAUUGCCUUUUUCAGUGUUGAUUUGUUUAUACGUCUCAUAACCUGGAAGAACAUGAUCAAAUUUCUCACCGUUCCGAUGCACAUCAUGGACAUACUAUCCAUUCUACCAUUCUACAUCGGUCUUAUCGCCGACAUGAUGUCUCAAACAACAGAUUCUACCAAACAACACGGCUAUGUGGCUCUAAGAGUCUGUAGGACGUUUAGAAUUGUGAGGAUAUUCAAAUUUGUGCGGCACUCCAAGGAGCUCAUUGUGGUGAUGAAGGUUAUAUCGGGAGCAGCAAAAGAGUUCCUAGUGCUCUUAUUACUAAUCCUAAUCUUCGUGCUCACAUGUGGAACUAUUAUGUAUUACAUCGAGUGUACAGACGGAGAUUCGGACAAUCAUGAUUUCAAAUCUAUUCUUGAGGGUUGCUGGUGGGCAGUGGUCACCAUAACAACAGUUGGCUACGGAGAUGUCGCACCUAGGACCCACCUUGGUCGGAUAUUUGGCAGUCUGGUUGUUGUCAUGGGGAUUGUUAUCCUUGCCCUUCCCAUGACUAUCAUUGUCAGCAAGUUUUCUAGCUCAUAUGAUGAAGAGAAGCGGUUCAUGGAACAAAAGAUGAUAGCGCGGUUAAGGCAGGACCGUGAGACUCAAAAUAUGUUUAUUUGGGAGGACGAAAGUUUAAAAACAGUUUCUGCUUGAUUGGCAUAUUUUAAACUGGUUUUAUUAUGUCGAUUGUGACAGGUUUUAACAAGUUUAGUUAUUUUGUGCUUGUAUGUGAGACUGCGACUAAUCUGCUAUGGUGGUCAUGGUAAUUUAAACUUGGAAUGGUUUGAAUUCUAAUGAUGGGCAGGGAUGUCAGCA
This is a messenger RNA of Bolinopsis microptera, 1578 nucleotides long. Its product is annotated as potassium voltage-gated channel subfamily A member 10-like. Gene Ontology annotation, cellular component: voltage-gated potassium channel complex; membrane. The record is from RefSeq and is a predicted model, not a curated record. Gene Ontology annotation, biological process: protein homooligomerization; potassium ion transmembrane transport. Gene Ontology annotation, molecular function: voltage-gated potassium channel activity. Bases 1 to 1416 code for a protein of 471 amino acids. NCBI's taxonomy places the organism in Eukaryota, Metazoa, Ctenophora, Tentaculata, Lobata, Bolinopsidae. The transcript has 9 exons.